GGGUGGUGCUGCUCGCAUAUAUACGCAUGCACAGCUCUGUGGACAAUUGCAAAAUGCCACGAUAAAUACGCGAAGCAUCCGCAAGUCGCGGCGGCCAUGAGGCGGAGCACCUCUUUGGCCGUGCUGCUCGGCGCGGCCGCCGCUGCGGCCAGCAGCAAGAAGAAGCAAAAAAAGAAGCCCGUCAACGUGCUCUGGCUGCUCGUCGACGACCUGCGGCCGCAGCUCGGCGCCUACGGCCAGCGCGAGACGCAGACGCCGCGCCUCGACGCGCUCGCGCGCGAGGGCGUGGUCUUCGAGCGGGCCUACUGCCAGCUGAGCGUCUGCGCGCCGUCGCGCAACUCGUUCAUGACGGGCCGGCGGCCCGACUCGUUGAGAGUGUACAACUUCGUGGACCACUUCCGGUCGACGACGCCUGACGCGAUCGCGCUGCCCGAGUUCUUCCGGAGCAAGGGCUACGUGACGCUGGGCGCGGGCAAGACCUACCAGCCGGGCAAGCCGCCGAUGUACGACGAAGGAAGGAGCUGGUCGGGCGAGAUGCCCUAUUUACAUUUAACGAAGAACCUGACGCGGUGCGCGGAGCGCCAUCCUCAAUCAAACAAGUUCCUGGACGUCUGCCCGACGGAGGGUCCCGACGUGGACUUCAUGGACCGGCGGACGGCGGAUUAUAGUAUCGAGGCCAUGUCAAUUGCCCGAACAAAAAAAAAACCGUUCUUCGUCGCGUGUGGCCUCUACCGGCCGCACCUGCGCUGGCACGUCCCCAAAAGAUUUUACGACUUGUACGGAACGUCGAACAUAAGAGCACCUAGAAGAACGAGGCAGGUGCCCGUGGACAUGCCAGACGUCGCGUGGGCGAACGAAGGGUGCCACACGAUGACCACCCGUGAAUACGGGACGAAGAAGGUUAUGAUCAAUCGGCCUCUGCCUGUCCAAAUGCAGCGGGACUUGGUGCGCGGGUACAUGGCGUGCGUGUCGUGGGUCGACCAGUUGUCGGGGGAAGUGUUGGACGCGCUCGACGCUCGUGGAGGGAAGGAGGAUACAAUUGUGUUGUUGAGCUCGGACCACGGCUUCCAUCUGGGCGAGCAGGCGUCCUGGACGAAGCAUACGUUAUUUGAACAUUCGGCGCGCGUGCCGUUCGUGAUCCGGGCGCCGGGUAUCAAACCGGGACGGACUCGAGCCCCCGUUGAGUUAAUUGACAUCUACCGGACGCUCGCCGACCUGGCGCACUUGUCAAAGGUCCCGGAGGACGUCCAGGGGUCUUCCCUGGUGCCCGUCCUCCGCGAUACUCGCUCGCAAAUACGAAAUUUCAGCCUGACGCAGUACCCGCGCUGCCCGCGGGACUGGAGCAAGAUGUGGGACGCGAACUGCAAGCGCCUGAGCGCCAAGGAUAUACCGGUGAUGGGCUACUCGCUGCGUGUCCCCGGCUGGCGGUUCACGGAGUGGUACCGCUGGGAGCGCGACCCGGGCGCGCCUAUUUUUGAGGGCGGGCCGCCGCGCGGCCGCGUCUCUACACCGAUCGCGACGGAGCUCUACGCGCUCCCCGAGACCAUCGAGGACGACUUCGACGCGUUCGAGCGCCGGAACGUCGCCGCGCACGCGGACGCGGCCUGCGCGCUGCGGGGCCUGCGGGAGGCGCUCCUAGAGCUGCUCGCCUGCCAGCACGGCGCGUCCGCGCGCGACCGCGCG
Messenger RNA from Pelagomonas calceolata, 1683 nucleotides. Lineage: Eukaryota; Pelagophyceae; Pelagomonadales; Pelagomonadaceae. The record is from the annotation of a GenBank genome assembly.